Exophiala dermatitidis NIH/UT8656 is the source of this 1740-nucleotide messenger RNA. RefSeq lists its product as uncharacterized. Gene Ontology annotation, molecular function: nucleosome binding; histone binding. Bases 1 to 1740 code for a protein of 579 amino acids. The record is from RefSeq and is a predicted model, not a curated record. Lineage: Eukaryota; Fungi; Ascomycota; Eurotiomycetes; Chaetothyriales; Herpotrichiellaceae. The transcript is spliced from 2 exons.
AUGUCGGACUCAAGCGUGAUCGACCGCGCAUUUGCUCAGGACAAACAACUGCGCAAACGAGUCUUUGAUGCCAUACAAACGAGUCCGCAACAUGCACCUCUAUUCGAAGAUAUCGCGCGAUACCACCUCACCCAUACGAGCAACGGCACAGGUGAUGCCACCGAUAACGACAGCGAACCAGCCUCGAAGAAGCGCAAACUGGUGAACGGGUCCUCCGUGUCAACGAGUCAACCCCCCUCUACUACGUUGUCAAAACAAAACCGCCAGGUUCUCCUCGAAGCAAGAGACGUCUCAUUCUCCAUACCGCAGCGGAAGAAACUACAUCUCGGAAUUGCACAGUAUACCGGAGGAGGAGAAGACAAGAACAAGAGUGCCACCGGCAACACAACACCUUCUACACAUACCCUAUUCGCACGAAACCCAGCAACCAGUUCGAUCGAGUUCGAAGUUGACCUCAACCAAUUCGCCUACGCGCUGCGUCUGCCUGUUCCCGAAAAGGCGACGAAACAAUACAAUUUCUGCCUUUUGCCUCGAUCAACAUCAACAUCAACCUCCAACUCAACCUCCACCAACUCAACCUACACCAACAGCGGCAGUACCAGUACCGUCGAACCCAUAAUCUGGACCGUCAACCACGGCCCCUUGAAAUCUCUACAAAUCUCCGACCCAAAACUCACCAAAAUCAUAUCCGACAGCGACAGCGAACCCGACCAAACCUUCUCAAUCGCACUCAACCACAUUCUCCAAACCGCCACUCGCGGCAAUGUGUCUCUAACAUACCCCACCGAAACGGAAUUCGCAAGCGCAAAACCAGAAUCGCACCGCAAAAGCGACAAGGCAUACCACGUCAAAGCGUUCCGAGGCAGCAAAGACGGAUUUUUGUUUUUCUUGGAAAACGGCAUCUUUUUCGGCUUCAAGAAACCACUGGCGUUUUUUGCGUUUGAUGAUAUCGUGUCCAUUUCGUAUACUUCGGUUUUGCAGCGGACCUUUAAUUUGAAUGUCGCGUAUAGACCGAGCAGUAGUGGUGAUGCUGCAACAACUAUUCCAAAUGGAGAUGAGGACGUUCAAGAAAUCGAAUUCUCAAUGCUCGACCAGGCCGAUUUUCCAGGUAUAGAUGCCUACGUCAAGAGGCAUGGGUUGCAGGAUGCCAGUCUUGCUGAGUCGCGUCGUGCCGCUGCUGCUGCUGCCAAAAAGGCUGGUGGUGGUGGUGGUGUCGCUGGUAGCACUGGUGGUGGUGUCAACACUGCUACAUCUGGUGUUGAUGAUGGAGGAGAAGAAGAAGAAGAUACCCGCACCGAGUUGGAAAAAGCCCAACAACAGCUCGAGGACGAAGAGGAUGAACUUGAAGAGGAUUAUGAUCCCGGCAGCGAGGGCGAGAGUGAUGGUAGUGGUGGGAGCUCUGAGAGUGAUGCCGAUGACGAUAAUGACGACGGUCACGAUCAGCGGGCCUCUGGAAGGAAGAAGAAAGCCAACAAUCAUAGUGGACAGAAUCGCGAUCUUGUCGCUGAAGAGCUUGGCAGUGAGGCCGAGGACGUGAGUAUCACUGAAGAUGAAGUGGAAGAACAAGAGGGACAUGAAGACAACGAAGCGGACCCAGAUGGUGGGGAACAACAUGCCGCGGAAGAAGAAGAGUACGAUGAAGAUGAAGAUGAAGUUGAGGAUGAACACUACGACGACCACAAAAAUACUUGGGCUCAUGAGGCGGGAAUGCCAGACCCAGAUGACGAGGAUCAGUUGUGA